Pelagomonas calceolata is the source of this 1774-nucleotide messenger RNA. The record is from the annotation of a GenBank genome assembly. NCBI's taxonomy places the organism in Eukaryota, Pelagophyceae, Pelagomonadales, Pelagomonadaceae.
UAUUCAGGUGAUUGUUACGGUGCUAGGACUAGUGGGCGGAGCCCCUAGUAAAAAUUCAGCAGGCCGCGGCCGGGCGAUGCGCGCGCGCGGCGCGUUGGCCGUCGCGAGCUUCCUUCUCGUGGAAGAGCUGUAAUCUACGCGGUGAAAGGGAGCUGGAGGAGUGCCUGCUCCAUCGAGGCGCGAGCGCGCGUGCGGGGCCCCGCAGGAUUUUCGAGGCGGAACGCCUCCGGUCUCGCGUCUCCGCGGGGCCCCAACGGCUGCCCCACAGAACUCAGUAACGCUCCUCUCGCGAGCACCACUUGCGUGGGCAGGCCGCCUGCCACCGCUGGGCUGCCCUUUCAUCUGAACAGAUGGAGGUAUCAUAAGCGCUGGGAUGUCGGGCUUUGAACGCGGCGACGACCGCGCGACGAUGCUCAAGCGCCAUGAGGACACGUCCAAGGUCGUCCAAGGCGGCCUCAUGGCCGUGAGCGCCCUGCUCUCGUUGGGCAGCAACCUCCCGCUCGUCGGCCAGCUCUGCGAGGCGGCUAAGGGCUGCCUCGACUCGGCGGAGGAGUUCAAAAGCAAAGCAAAAGAUGUCACCAUCGCGGCGCGGCGGGUCUGCGACGUCUUGGAUAUUGUGUAUCUAAUGGCGCAGAACGUCGACCGCCUCGAAGAAAAGGCGCUCGUGGAGUCGAAGAUGCGGAGAUUGGUGGACUUGCUCGUCAAGUUCAACGCGGCGGUGCGAAAGUUCGGGAAGAAGGGCUGGAUGAAGCGCGCCUGGACGAUGCGCGGCCACGUCGAAUCGCUGACCUCCCUCGACAAGGAGAUCGUGUCGCAGCUCGACGUGUUCCGCGACGCCUACCGCUUCGCGAGGGACAAGGACAUGAUCCAGCGCACCUACAACAUCGAGGCGUCCAUGAACCAGCUCGUCGAGGCGCGCGUCCGCGAGACCGGCGAGCCCGAGGGAACGGUGGUGGCGGUGCUCUCGAACGACCCCGUCGCGAUCGCGUCGGUCGCGGUCGACGCGGACCUACCGGCGGCGGAGCUUGCGAGCGAGCUGAGCGAGGUCAGGGAGAGCCUCGACGGUCUGAACAAGAAGAUGCAAAAUAUGCUCGACUGCAAGCAGGGUGACCGCGCGAAGAUCGCCAAGGUGUUAGCUGCCGUAAAAGCGGCCGUGGCGCGCGACGAGAAGCUGCUGGCCGCCGUCCAAGACGGCAGUAAGAAGCUCGACGACCACGCGAAACGCUCCGCCUCGUAUCACGCCGAGACUACGGACGGCAUCAACGAGCUCAAGGCCAAGAUCGAUGCGCUGCAAAUGAAUGAGGCGACGAUCCAGGACCAGUACGUGUACGACCCGUACGACUCGGAUGACUCGGACCAGGAGGCGUCGCUAUUGGGGUGGGGCUCCUUCGGGUCGACACAUAGAAUGAAAGGCAGGGAGGAUGGGCGCGUAUGCGCCGUCAAGCUCAUCAACAUCAAAAGGGCGGGCGUCGGCGUCGAGAAGCUGCGGGAAGAGGCCGCGCGGCUCUCGAUGCUGGAUCAUCCGAACAUCGUCAACUACUUCACGGCCUACCGCUUCAAGAAGAACAGAUUCUUCGCCAUCGUCAUGGAACUUUUGAAGGGCGGCUCGCUGCUAGAGCGCCUCCAACGGGCGUCCGGGCCGCUCACGAGCGACACAGGCGAGCGCGCGGCAGCUACUGAGAAAUGGACGACGGAGGUCGCGUCGGCCCUGGCGCACAUGCACGAGCAACGGAUGCAGCACCGCGACCUCCAUCCCGGCAACGUGCUCUUUGAC